UCGGACAGAUAUUUCUUUUUCCUGUCGCAAGCAGCAUGAAGAAAGAGCAGGUUGUAAACUGUCAGUUUUCUGUCUGGUAUCCGACGUUUAAAAAACACACAAUAAAAAGUUUAAUUCUUCCACUGCCGCAGAAUGUAAUAGAUUAUUUGCUGGAUGAUGGAACGCUUGUAGUUUCUGGGAGAGAAGAGCCACCAAGUCACUCUCAGAAUAACGACAGUGGAGAGGAAGAAGAAAUACAGUGGUCAGAUGAUGAAACUACAGCAACUGCUACAGCCCCUGAAUUUCCAGAGUUCACAUCAAAAGUACAAGAGGCAAUCAACACUUUGGAUGGGAGUGUCUUUCCUAAACUGAACUGGAGUUCUCCAAGGGAUGCAAACUGGAUUGCUAUGAACAGUUCAUUGCAGUGCCAGAGCCUGAGUGACAUUUUCCUCCUCUUUAAGAGUUCAGACUUCAUUGCACAUGACUUAACUCAACCAUUUAUUCAUUGUAAUGAUGACUCCCCAGAUCCAAAGAUAAACUAUGAGCUUGUUCUUAGAAAAUGGUGCGAGUUAAUCCCUGGUGGAGAGUUCAGGUGCUUUGUCAAGGAAAACAAACUUAUAGGUAUCUCACAGAGGGACUACACACAAUACUAUGAUCACAUUUCCAAACAGGAAGACGAUACCUGUAGAUCGAUUCAGGAUUUCUUCCAGGAGAACAUACAGUAUAAGUUCCUAGAUGAAGACUUUGUGUUUGACGUCUACAGAGACAGUAGGGGUCGGGUGUGGCUUAUAGAUUUUAACCCCUUUGGUGAAGUGACAGAUUCACUUUUGUUUACUUGGGAGGAGUUGACUUCAGGAACCAAUCUUCGAGAUGAAAACUGUGGAGGAGAGACCACAGAGCAGGACUCUCCAGCAUUUCGCUAUACCACCAGCGAUGUGACAGUCCAGCCGAGUCCCUGUUUGAGUUAUCGGAUACCCAGGGACUUUGUGGACCUCUCCACGGGAGAGGAUACAUACAAGCUCAUUGACUUUCUCAAGCUGAAAAAAAAUCAACAAGAUGAUGAAUCUGAUGAAGAUAUGUAGGGAAAAUUGUUUCUCAAAGCAGGAUGGGCCAGUGAGGGGGUGGGAUUCUGCCAAAAUCGAGAAUGACUAAAAAGUUUAUUGCUUUUUAUUUUAGAAAAAAAUUAAAUGGCAAGGUGUACUGUAAACAUGUAGAAAUGUAUCUUUUUGAAACUGUAAAGAAAAUAAUAAAAAAAAAAAUGAUGAAUGCAUGAUGAUUUUUUUAUUGCAUACACCAUGCAAAUAUAUAUAUAUAUAUAUAUAUAUAUAUAUAUAUAUAUAUAUAUAUAUAUAUAUAUAUAUAUAUGUGUGUGAAACAAUUUUACAAAUAAAGAAAGUGAGAAAAGAAAAGCAAGGGAAAGCACAGGGGGGUUUUCAAUCAGUAGAUGUGCUUGAUUUUGUUUUAGUUUAUUUAUUGAUCAGUCUGAACAUUAACUUAAUAACUUGGUUUAUUAUUUAAUGUAUGUUUUAAAAAAUCGUUUCUUAUUAAAGUACAGAAUAAAUUAGGUCUACAUUUUAUUUGUCAUUUGCUUGAAAACAAUUGUAGCAAAGAAAAUUAGUGAUUUGUUUUAUAUACCUUUUGAAAGAAAAGGUAUUUGCAAAUCGGGUAACUUAAUAUAAAAUGGUCACGGAUACAUUUAGAUGUACAGAUUAUUAAACAUUCAUCUUUCACAGUGUUGGCUUGAACUUAAAAAAAACUGCUGAAACAAAACUAUUAAGUGUAAAACUACACAUUAAUGAAAAAUAUAUGCAUAGUACAAUUAUUGUAUAUAGACCUGCACUUUAUUUUUUUUGGUUAUAAAGACUUAACAGAGUGUGUUUUGGGACAAGCUAAUUGUCUUUAUUUGUAAAUUGAAACAAUAUAUGUAGCAUGUUUGUAAUAUCGCUUUAUCAGCCUCAGGUAUUCAUACAGUGUUGUGUACCACAAUAUGGACUUUUGAUUGGAAAAGAUUUGUUAUAUCAUGCUUAAAUAUACUUAACCUGCUAAAUAAAAGCAAAUACCUCUA
Molecule: messenger RNA, 2044 nt
Organism: Acipenser ruthenus (sterlet)
Lineage: Eukaryota; Metazoa; Chordata; Actinopteri; Acipenseriformes; Acipenseridae
Product: cell division cycle protein 123 homolog
Exons: 13
Coding region: 36-1061 (341 amino acids)
Cellular component (GO): cytoplasm
Source: RefSeq, a predicted model, not a curated record